AUGAUAUCUUCCAGAUCUAGUCCAGGUGGAACGCCCGGACCAUUUGGUCGAAUUCAGCAAAAGCAAAAUUUUAGUGAUAUUGCGAAAGAAAUUAAUAAACUAAAACGAACUAACCGAGCAUCGUUAUUAAAUAAGAAGGAAAAUAGCAAACUAAUAGAAACAAUAGAAUCACAAUUUCCAUUAAAGUUAAUUCAGUAUAACUUCAACGAGCAAUCACAGAGUAAAGUACCUUCAACUGCGACAUUUGAGCAGCAGCAAGACGAGAAUGUUGUAAGACAUGAUAAAGGAACGGAUGCAACGAUUGUAAAAUCUGAUCAAUUAUCUCGAAAUGAUGAAAAUUCCAUCAUAAAAUUAUCUGUAAAACAACGUGCGCAAAUGUUCGAAACAGUAUUAGCUCAUGCUAAUCAAUCAACCAUUCCUAUGCAUAAUCAAAGAUUUGUCAACAAAUUAAAUAAUUAUUCAUCGAAUUCUAUCAUUCAGAGGAAAAAACAUUGUGCUGGAACACCAAUGCCGAAAAAUCAGCAAACUUUUGCAACGAUAUCUAUUCCUAAUAAAUAA
Loa loa (African eye worm) is the source of this 558-nucleotide messenger RNA. RefSeq lists its product as hypothetical. NCBI's taxonomy places the organism in Eukaryota, Metazoa, Nematoda, Chromadorea, Rhabditida, Onchocercidae. The transcript is spliced from 2 exons. The record is from RefSeq and is a predicted model, not a curated record. Bases 1 to 558 code for a protein of 185 amino acids.